Molecule: messenger RNA, 6517 nt
Organism: Phyllostomus hastatus (greater spear-nosed bat)
Lineage: Eukaryota; Metazoa; Chordata; Mammalia; Chiroptera; Phyllostomidae
Gene: SAMD5
Product: sterile alpha motif domain containing 5
Exons: 2
Coding region: 1546-2073 (175 amino acids)
Molecular function (GO): protein binding
Source: RefSeq, a predicted model, not a curated record
CGGCCUUUCUGCGAAAAGAGACCCGGAGACCGUGAAUCCGCCCAACAGAGUACCUCGACCAAAAAUCCCUUAGCUCCAGGAAGAGAUACUCGGAAAUUUAGAAGAGGUACUGGGUCUGUUCCACCUGCCGCUCCAGUCCGCACGCUCCCAGGCGCUUGCUCAGGCUUUGGGCAUGAUGGGAAAACUCGGCGGAUUUUGUUAUUCCCUGUAGAGAGAGUGCCGCGGGCGGAGCUGUCUGAGCAUCUCCUGUGAUUCGAGCUGGGGGUUGGGGUACCCACGUCAACGCGCCCCAGAGACCGGAGAAAUCUGCUUCCCGGGCUCCAGGACUGAAUGCCUCGACGUGUCCCCGGGGGCAGAGACGCCCGGGGCGUUCGAGCAGAAUGCAGGGUGGGGAAACCGAAGAGAAAGCACAGAGGGGUCGAAGACAGGAGGACCCGGUAGAAUGUAUGUAUGGUGGGGGGCCGUGCGGAAUGCCAACCGUGCGGAGAGUACAAACCAUCCCAAACUUUCGCAGAUCCUAGGGUCUAGGAGGGGGAGAGCCAGCCAGUAGCAACACUCGCUCCUGCUGCCCAGCCUACCCAGCUGCAGCGAGGAGGGGCCGCGCGCAGCGCGCGCUGGACGCUGGCGGUCCCCACGUCGCGCCCACCCGCGGGGCCAAAGCGACGCCGCUCCGGGCACUGAGCUGCCGCCCACGGAAGCAGCCAGAUCUCAAGUCUCUGGCUCGCGCGCGGACUGGGAGGAAGCGGGAUUCUACGCGGACUGGAAAAGAAGGGAACUUGACCUCACAGCCUCGCCCAGCCAGGUGGGACGGACAGUACUUGCCCUUGGGCAGCCCGCGGGCGUGCAGCCUGGAGUCAGGGAGGCUGGGGACGACCUGAGCGCAAAGAUUUCCACGGGCUAGAGAAACCGGAUUAAAGAGAAUUGUGAAGAGCAAUCCAAGCAGCCGCUGGAGCGCGGCAGUUUAGAAGACACCCCCUCCCCAUUAGGAGGACGACAGUGACACGCACUCGCUAAGACGAGGCGCUCGAGGGCUGCCGCGGGUCUGAGCCGGAGCCUCCUCCCCAGUGUGGGGCGUGCGUUCAGACGCCGACAGCGGCGACCAGAAAGCGAGAUGUGCGGUGCAGCCCCGGGACUGCCCCGGCUGGGGAAACUCCGGGGUGGCACCGCGCACCACUGACCCAUUGCGGGUCCGAGGGGUGUGCCGCGCCCCGCCCGCCUCCGCCCCCCUCUCGCGUCCGCCGCGCGCCCCUCCCCGCGGCGGCGGCAGCGGCGCUUCCAGGGGCGGCGCGGAGCGGCUCGCCCAGCCGCCAGUGCCUGCGAGCUCCAGGCUGCUUGGGGAAUUCACUCCGCCGCUUUUACGCUUCUCCGUCUUCAGGAUUCUUCUGAUGGCUCUGUGUCUUGGGCUCUAUCCUUUCUUUUAAAAGGAAAACUUUACUGCCAUUUCGCUUUUCCCCUUGGGGGAGAGGAUUAAAAGUUCCGAGAACCGAAGCCGCGGGUCCGGCUCCGGCGCUGGGCGGCGAGCGCCGGCGGGGCUGUAGUCCCACCAUGUGCACCAACAUAGUUUACGAGUGGCUGCGAGCGCUGCAGCUCCCGCAGUACGCGGAGUCCUUCGUGGACAACGGCUACGAUGACCUGGAGGUGUGCAAGCAGAUCGGGGACCCUGACCUGGACGCCAUCGGGGUGCUGGCGCCCGCACACCGCCGCCGCAUCCUGGAAGCCGUGCGCCGGCUGCGCGAGCAAGACGCCGCCGCCGCCGGCCUCUACUUCACUCUGGAGCCGCAGCCUCAGCCCGCGCCGCCCGGACCGCCCGCGGUCCCCCGCCCCACCGGCCGCCGGGGGGAGCCGUGCGGCGGCCCGGCCCAGGGCACCCGCGGGGUCCCCUGCAGCCAGACGACCUCCCCGCACAGCAGGGAGCUGGUGAGCUACCCCAAGCUGAAGCUGAAGAUCAUGAUCAGGGACAAGCUCGUCCGCGACAGCAUCCACCUGAGCAAACCCCCGUACUCCCGCAAGGUCCCCCUGGCUGGCAUCCUAGCGUACUUAAUGAAUUGGCCGAAGUCAUCACAGAACCGCUAGAUAUCAUUUUUGAGAACCCGUGGAGGACUGGUGAGGUGCCUGAAGACUGGAAAAGGGCAUAUUUAGGACCUUCUUUCAAAAAGGGAAAUGGAUGGUGAUGCUGGAAAUACUCAUCAACUUAACCUUUUGCUUGGAAAAAUUCUGGAAUAAUCAGUCUGCUGGGUAACUAACUUAUGAGAGCUAGAAACGAGGCAGUGACAUUACACGUUAACAAGUACUGGGUUCAUUUUUAAAGGAUACACCAUUGUGAGAUACAGUCUUAGGCAUAUUUUGGGAUUCUUCCCUCUAUUCUAUGAGUUCUUGAGGAAAAUAAAUGAGGUUAGCUAAGGUUUGGGGGUUUAAUGAAUUUUAAGUAUAAUAUCAGACAAACAGCCGGUUUCUGGCAUUAGCUAGUAAUUACAUUAUUUUUAAAUUAACCUUUAACUUGAUAAGAGUAGCUUUAAUUUUGUUUUUCAACCUGUUUUUUUUUCACUUUAUAUGGGACUGUGUUUUCAUAGGUUGAGAUAGUUUAUAUAAUUUUAUAUUGAAUAGUUUGGUGAGGGAAUUCUUAUUUUAAGGUACUUUAUAUAGUCAUUUCAUAUAUAGAUCCAUUUAUAAAGCUAGCACAUUAAGGAACAUGACCAAAGGAAGCCAUUUUUUUUCGAGCUUUUCUUUUUAAAUUGGUUCUGGCUGAAGUUUGGUGUUAGGACCAAUCAGACUGCCUUGUGCUGAUACACACUGCGAAGGCGUCAGCUCUGGCUCUUGGGGCCGGUUCUCCUCACCACGGGCAUUGCCAGGCUGGUGCAGAGCCUCACCCCACCUCGCUCUUGGCAUCUGGCUUCAGGUCCGUGGGGGCAGGGAGGUGGGCAGUGGCAGUGAGCUUUCAGGUGGCCGCAGCUGACCUGAGAGAUACAAACACUUUUCUUAAACAUUGUUACACAUUGCCUCUGUAGUGACUCAUGGUAAGCCGUAACAUCUAAGCCGGUCAUGACCUUGAACCUGUACACCCCAUAGAUGUAACAAUAAUUAAGAAAAGAGUCUGUUUGUAUCUCUCAGGUCACUCGCCGUCUCUGCCGGGUUAAGAACCCCAUCUAACCACAUCAAAAAGGAGAGCAGAAUGAGGUGGAAGGAGGAACUUAAGAUGACUGUGGAGUUUUUCUGAUUCCUAUUGUUCUUGCCUUUGGCUACUGGCAGUUUUAUUUUCUGCUGGGAAAAAGCAACCGUGUGGAUGGGACUAAAAAUUGAGUUACAAGGAGAUUAUCAGAAGAGAUACGAGAUAGGCAACAAGCUCCGGAGUCAGGCAGCUUCUGAGAGUAGCUAUCUGAGCGGUGUCGUAUCGCAGAAUCUUUCCUGUGCUGCGAAGUGCGUGAGAGAUGGAAGUUUGCCGCAGUGCCGUGAAGCCCGAGAGCUGGGAACACCCAAAAGGAAAGACAUCUAUAUGCAUUUCUUCCUGGUGCUUGCUGGUCCCUGGGGAGGGGGAGGCAGGUCAGGUCUCCAAGGGCAAUUUGAUUACAACGCUGCCUUAAAAAUCCAAAAUGUAUAGGGUUCAGCUACUUCUAGAGAUUAAUUUAGAUACUAGAUAAACUCAGUCUCAUUCCUAAUGUAAAUGCAAGGAAAUUAAGCUCUAAAAGCAUGUACAUGUUGUCCUUUAAAUAUACAUAGCUUGCAGUUUUGUAAGGAUUAUCCUCCAAUUAAACUUUAACUUUUCUGGUGAUCUAGAGUCUUUAAAAUUAGCCAGCCAUAUUUUUUUUCAGGAGUGGGGGAGGGUCUGUAUAGAUUACAGAUAUAAUUUGUUAUGAUAAUAAAUGAGUUCCUGUUAGAGACCUCAUUUCCAGGUGCGGCUUCUGUGGCAGAUGUAUUUCACAGAUGUACACGUACAUGCCUUUGCCGAACUGUUGCUAGCAGCGACCCCGCUUCUGAAAAAUCUAUUACUGUCACUGUGGGCAUUAGGAUGCAGUCUAAUGCAAUCAGGAUGAAGUAAGAGCUAGACUAUAAGAGAAAAGCAUAGUCUUGCCGUGAAUUGUAUCUUGGCGAUAAUUACUCUUAAAAAGAGUAAUUUUUUCAGUGUCUUUUCUUUUAUCAAGCAUUCAUGAUAUUCUUAAUUUUUUAAUGUAAAGGAAGUAGUCCAAGGACAAAUACAUUAUCAAAACUAGAGGAUUAUCUUGAUAUGUUUUUCCUAGAACAUCAGAGAGAUUGAUUACAAAUGUUUACUUCCUAAUAUUGAAGAAUUUGGAGGGUUAUAGCAAAAUUUGCUUCAAAUUCAUUUUAAAAGAAUGUUUGUGGGAGUGAGAAAAAAGAUUUUAUUUCCAGAAAAUAUUUCUUGGCAUAGGGAAUGCAUAGCCACCAAAGAACUUUCUUUACAUCCACAUAGAAUAGUUUCUGUUCUUUAUCCACACACUCAAGCAGUUUCUAACACCUUGGUGUUGCAAAGUCAACAACAAAACAAUAAGAAUUGAAUUUUUAAUUUGGAGUUUGACAGAUCUUAGGUCAAAGUAAUACCUCCUACCAUUCUUAAGAGGCUUAGGAGUUCUGUAUCCUACACCCACACAGUUCUUGGCCCAGUGCAUGCACAUAGUAGGUGCUCAGUGUCUCUCUCUCUUUCCUUCUUGACUGUCAGUUACCAUCUUUACUUUUUCCAAAGAUUACCUGAAAAUUGACAAGAAAACUCAAGCAUAAACUGCCACGUUCUUAUGCUGCCUUAAGCCCCCUGAAUAAGGCCCCCCCUCCUUGCUUUCUUUGAGGAAGGAGAAGAGGAAAAGUUACAGUGGCUGCUCACGGUGGCCAUUGAGUGCAUGUGUACUGACUGAGCGCAAGCGUGGGCGAAUUUGUGAGGCCAGCACUUGCCCAGUCUGGGAAUCGUCACACAGGCACGUGUGAAAAUGCUUCUCUAAUUGUCCUCUUUUAUAAAGGCUUUAGAUUCAUAAGUUUGAUGUGCAAAUUAGUGAGUGGCAUAUGUGCAUUUUCCUGUGGUUUGUGUGACUUGACUUCCAAACGAGGAAUGCAAAGGGGCCUUCCCCCAAAGCUGCUUCUGGGGUCAAGUCAGCCAGGGUACGAAGCAGGUGCCUGUGAACCAGCAAACCGUUGUCUGCGAGGGGAAACCAGGUGUGCCCGGGACUGGGGGCACCUGCUGGAAAACCGAGACUGUCCUCAGGAGUGUUGUAAACAGGUCCCUUGCCUGGGUGUUGAGGAAUAACAGAAGGACAAGUUAAAGAAAAUCAAAUUUUUGGACAGACUAUUUGGUUUCUAUAACUUCGUACAUAUAGUAUUUAAUUAGGUGUCCAAAUACUGUGUUCUGGCAGGUGGAAAAACUCUGAAUUUCAGAGUCAUAAGGAAUAAAGAGUGGAAUAUAAUUCCAGACACAUAAACAAGAAAUGAUCUCGAGCCCGACCUUAAAUUACACGUUCUCCAUUCAGACCAAGAGCCAACCAACAGGGAAUUCUUAGAAGAGAUUAGCUGACAGUGUGCGUUUAGAAUAAAGCCAUAAUAGAUGCUGUAUUAAAUUACGCAAAAUUGAUUGUACAGAGCAAAGCAAAUCAGCUAGGCUUUCUCUCUGUCUUAGAAUUUCUAAUUUUGCUCUUAAAACAGCCUCAAGGAUCAUCAAUUAGAUAUUCUUACAUCAGAUGUUUUACAUGAUUCAGAUUCUUUGAUUAGAAAUUCCUAUUCAACUUUAUAUUAUUAAUCUUCAAGGAGAAAAAAAAAUCAAGUUAAGUUUCUACUCCAUGAUCACUAUUUUAGAUAUUUCCUUAAAAGACAAAAAAAAAAAGAAAAAAGAAAAAGAAAAAGUAGUUUAGAAAAAUGAACAUAACCAUUUUUACUUAUCAAAAUAGAUGUUUUCUUUUAAGUAGUUUAAAUUCUUGAAAAUGAACUUUAAAUUUUUUAUGAUUGGUGUAAGAGAACUUUUAGAGGAAAAUGGGAGGUCAAAUUUCACAGUAAGAGCUGGGUGCUAUCUUUUAGACAAUUUGACCGACAUUUCUCCCACUGGAACCAAAAAAAGUCAACUUUUACAUAUUAUCUAAGACGGCAAAUGUCUUUUCUAGAUGUACUCUGUAGCAUGCCCUCUGCCAGACAAGUUCGCCCUUACUCUUCCAAAAGUGACAUGCUGUGCCGUGGGCAUUGAGGGCAGGGUGGUGUAAUGACCGGGGCAAAUGUUAGGGCUUCUGUGGUUCACUGCAGUUUCUCCCCGUUCCCUAAGCGUGACAGUGUUCUGAGGUGCUGUUUGGGUUAGGGCAGCAUUAUUCACUGAACAUUCCCGCCCAUGCGGAAAUGCGUGCGUGGCCCCAAAUGAUCAGUGCAUGCACAUCCAAGUUGGCACACACAGAGUGUUCUAAGAGUAAGCUGCAGGCUUGGUUUUGUAAAUGUAACUAAUGGACACAUUCUUGCCCUUUCAGUUGUUGUUUUAGAAAGAGCUUGUAUGAGGAGGCAGAAUGAAACAGCAUUGUGAACGGUGGACUCGAUGCCCGUGCAG